Helianthus annuus (common sunflower) is the source of this 1648-nucleotide messenger RNA. Its product is annotated as IQ domain-containing protein IQM3. Gene Ontology annotation, molecular function: protein binding. Bases 99 to 1481 code for a protein of 460 amino acids. The transcript is spliced from 9 exons. The record is from RefSeq and is a predicted model, not a curated record. Lineage: Eukaryota; Viridiplantae; Streptophyta; Magnoliopsida; Asterales; Asteraceae.
GUCAGUCACACACACACUCUCAAAGACUUCAUCACUCCCAACCAUCACAAACCCCACUACUCUCUCUCUCUCUCUCUCUCUCUCUCUAGGUUUCACUAAUGGAGGUCGAGAGCAGCACUCCUACACACACACACCCCCCCUUCGAUCUCAACCCUAAACAACCCCCACCCUAUUCUCUCAAACAACUCAACCCAAUGGGAGAUCACCUCCUGUUUUCCACUCUCACCGCCGGCAUUCCGCCACCGUCUCCGGCCACCCCUACUUCUCCCUCCGACGCCGCCGCUAUGAAGCUUCAGAAGGUCUACAGAGGCUACCGCACCCGUCGUCUGUUGGCAGAUUCCGCUGUUGUUGCUGAAGAACUGUGGUGGCAAGCGAUGGAUUUCAUCAGAUUGAAUCAUAGCACGGUCUCCUUUUUUAAUUUUGAGAAACCCGAAUCAGCAGCUUCUCGCUGGAACAGAGUCUCUUUGAAUGCGUCUAAGGUGGGUAAGGGUUUGUCACUAGAUAGCAAAGCUCAUAAGUUGGCAUUUCAACACUGGAUUGAAGCUAUCGAUCCACGGCACCGUUAUGGGCAUAGCUUGCAUAUAUAUUAUGAAGAGUGGUGCAAAGCUGAUGCUGGUCAGCCUUUUUUCUACUGGUUGGAUGUUGGAGAUGGAAAGGAGAUUGAUCUAAAAGAAUGCCCAAGACCAAAGCUUCGACAGCAGUGCAUCAAGUAUCUUGGACCUCAAGAGAGAGAGCAUUAUGAGUAUAUCAUCGUUGAAGGAAAAAUCAUACACCGGCAAACCGGACUCCCCCUUCAUACAAACAAUGGGGAAAAGUGGAUCUUUGUGAUGAGUACCUCUAAGAAGCUCUAUGCUGGAGAGAAAAAGAAAGGAACCUUUCAUCAUUCGAGCUUUCUUGCUGGAGGAGCUACUUUUGCUGCUGGAAGGCUCGAUGUGGAGAACGGAAUACUUAAGAGUAUUUCUCCUUACAGUGGACACUACCGUCCAACCGAAGAGACCCUAAACUCGUUCUUAUCCUUUCUCAAGGAAAAUGGUGUUGAUCUCGACACAGUCAACAUUCAAAAGGCCAAUGAAGAGUCUGAGGCAUAUGGAGACAAGGGUACGACCAAAGCCGAGCUAAAACCAGAAAUUCCUAUCCUUGAAGCCGAAACUAAUGAUCACAAAGAGGCAUUAGUUGACCAGAAGAAUGUGACGACUUACAAAAGGAAUCUCUCGGGCGGUCUACAUAGCCCGAAGUCUGACGUGCCAAAGAAAGCGAUACUGGAGAGGAUCAAUUCAAAGAAGAUGGCUCGUUCGUUUCAAUUGGGACACCAGCUCUCUCUUAAAUGGUCAACAGGGGCCGGACCGCGAAUCGGUUGUAUAGCCGACUACCCGAUCGAACUCAGGUUGCAGGCUUUGGAAUUUACCAACCUCUCUCCAAAGGCUAGACCUUCACCCAGAAACAACAUGAAUGGUUGGCCAUCACCUAAACCUGCUGCUUAAUUUCCUCCUCCAGGACCAAGUUACUUUUGUUGGCUGUAAAUUCUGUAUUUCAUAGUAUGGAGGUGAAGUUAAUUAUCUAGUCUGGACCAUUACUAUUAUUAAUAAUAAUAAUCUAUAUAUAAUGAAUAAAAAACAUAUUAUGAUAUGCAAUGCUCGUUUUGUUUUUA